Molecule: messenger RNA, 1663 nt
Organism: Blastomyces gilchristii SLH14081
Lineage: Eukaryota; Fungi; Ascomycota; Eurotiomycetes; Onygenales; Ajellomycetaceae
Product: Gpr1 family protein
Exons: 3
Coding region: 773-1663 (296 amino acids)
Cellular component (GO): plasma membrane
Molecular function (GO): acetate transmembrane transporter activity
Source: RefSeq, a predicted model, not a curated record
CAAGCGAGGAAUGAGGCAUAUUCAUUCCCAGAAGUCGUUAAACCAAAUGAGGUUAAGGCUCCGGUUAUAUAGAACUGUGUGUGCUCUUCAGAACCAUGAGUCCACAUGGACGUGAGACCAAAGCAGAAUUGAAUUUCGUUCGUUGGUGAACUGCAGCAGGGCUUUUACUAACGGGCUUCCAUCCAUUGGAGGUCGGACGAUGGGAAACGACGCCACCGGACGGGAGGAGAGUUAGACUCUCGGCUGCGAUGGGGGUUCCAUCGGGCCUAUAAAAGUUAGUUAACUUAGUUGACUUAGCAAGGGGAAACGGUCGGCUUAUGUCAUCAGCCCUAGCCACAUCCUCCCAAUCGGGCAAUUUUGACUCCAUCGUGCGAAAAAAUUGCUCCAGGAGUCAGGAUAGUCGUUGGCCAUGCUUUGUCUUCCCAGCGAUCAUGAAUGCUCAAUAUCUGUCUCAUUAUCUGUCACAAGUACUGCCCCCCAAUCUUGAUCAAUAAAAGGUAGAUCGGGUUUAUUGAAUUAGUCCACGUGGUAGUUCCCAGGAGCGGCUCCGGUUGUUAUGAACAAACCAAGGAUCUAGCCAACUUUGACGCUGGCCUGUCAAAAUUCCAGAUGCAUGAACCGCUGCUUGAAAGGCCAAGGCAUUAAAUUAAAUCUCUAGAACCCAGUAUCCGAUAAUAUCGUUCAAACUUUGCCGAGUACCCAACCUAGCUGAAUUCACUGCCAGGAGGAACUAAUAGUUAUCAAGGAGCAGGGGCUAGUUGAAAAGCCGGACAUGAUUUCUUCGUAUGGGCAAUUGUCGAUGUCCAAGAACUUGGGUCGACCGCCAAAAUCCUCGACUAUUGCCGGACCCCUCCCAAUAGAAUUUGGCAUUUCCCUGGUUUUCGGGUUUGCUACCCACGAUAAAAAGAUGUCAGACAAACAACUCAGCGGCUCAACAGAAGGGGCCUCCUAUGAGGACACGAAAGGAGGCACCAUUCAUCAAUCCCAUCAAGGUUCCGCCUCCAUAGUGCCCAUUCUUGCGUAUCGCAAGGCCGGCGAAUCCCAUUCCUCUUGGGCUUCUCGGCUUCGCGACGACAACAUUCGUUCUGUCGUUACACCAGUGCGCCUUCCAGACUCUAAUCCCUUGGGACGUGUCGGCCCUGACGCAGCGGUUUUUGGUUUAGCAUUCUUCUUCGGUGGCAUGUCACAGAUCAUUGCUGGUAUCAUGGCAUUCACUACCGGUAAUACAUACGGCACUACAGUCCAUAUCUCGUACGGGAGUUUUUGGCUUAGCUAUACGAUGUUUCUGAUUCCUUCCCUCGGUAUCAAGGAUGCAUAUGCAGGCGACCAGCGCGCUUUUAGCUUUGCGCUGGGGAUUUACCUGGUCUUUUGGUGUUUGCUGACCUUAAUGUUCCUUGUCGCCUCAUUGAGGACGAAUUACGCGACCCUCGGUGUCUUUGGCCUGCUUGUGCCUGCCUUCUUUUUCCUCGCGCUUGCAAAUUUCCUUCGGACUACCCAUAUGGACCAUGCUAUUCGGUUGAACAAGACUGGAGGCGUAUUUUCAUUUUUGUGCGCCUUUGUCGCCUUCUAUGCAGGUGCUGCUGGUUUAAUGGCGCCGGAAACAACAUUCGUGCACUUGCCGUUGGGCGAAAUGGCACGUCCCGACGAAAGUUCUGUCGCAUAA